Molecule: messenger RNA, 1898 nt
Organism: Cimex lectularius (bed bug)
Lineage: Eukaryota; Metazoa; Arthropoda; Insecta; Hemiptera; Cimicidae
Product: BTB/POZ domain-containing protein KCTD9
Exons: 6
Coding region: 161-1408 (415 amino acids)
Biological process (GO): protein homooligomerization; intracellular signal transduction
Molecular function (GO): protein binding
Source: RefSeq, a predicted model, not a curated record
CACUCAUAAACGGCACUCACCAGAUAUCUGGCAAUUAUUGUAGAUCGUUUUCUCCGAGUGAACAGUGCAUUGUUUUAACAAAUCAAAAUUACAUACCAGUCGAUGGCUUUGAAUCAGGCUUAGAAAACAAGCCAAUCCUUGCUUAAUUCUACAUACUAAAAUGAAAAGGGUUAUCGUAUUCAAGAAUGGAAGUGAUGUCGAUGGAAAAGUCCUUUUGGUCACCCAUUCAUUAGACGAGCUGCUUAAGGCUGCUGGGCAAAAAUUCGGCAUCUCGGCUAAAAAGAUAUUCACUCAGAAAGGGGGUGAAAUUGACGACAUCAAAUUGAUAAGGGACGAUGAUAUUCUUUACGUAUCUGGUGGCGAGGGUUUCAUUUCUCAAGUUGAUUCUGUCAAUAACAAACUCAAUAGCCUUUCACUCCAGCAAGAAUCCUCAAAUGCCGCCAUCAUUGCGGCAACAGUUGAAAUGAAAAAGGAGAACAAACAUCCUGGACAUUGGAUUACACUGAAUGUCGGAGGAAAGUAUUUUACGACAUCAAGAAGUACACUCGUCAGCAAAGAGCCGAACUCGAUGUUGGCCAGGAUGUUCGCAGAAAGAGAAUCUGGGUAUUUCAUGAGCCCGAGCAAUGUCGACGAAAAAGGAGCAUACCUCAUUGACCGCAGCCCGACUUAUUUUGAACCUAUAUUGAACUACUUGAGGAAUGGACAGCUUGUAUUUGAUAACAACGUUAAUCCUGAAGGCAUUCUUGAAGAAGCUCGUUUUUUUGGAAUCGAUUCAGUAAUUCCACACCUGGAAAGCCUUGUAUCUGCUGGACAACAGACGAGAGACAAUCUUCCUUUAACAAGAAGAGAUGUAAUAAAUGCCUUGAUCAAGACAUCAUUUAACACUGAACUGAGAUUCCAAGGUGUCAAUCUGGCUGGAUCUGAUCUUUCAAGAUUGGAUCUCAGAUUCAUCAAUUUCAAAUUUGCAUGUUUACACGGAUGCCGAAUGGUGGGUGCAAACUUGAGCUAUUGCUGCCUUGAACGAGCCGAUCUGUCUCAUGCAGUAUUAGAAGGAGCACAACUCUUAGGAGUGAAAAUGCUUUGUGCCAACUUGGAAGGAGCUAAUCUAAGAGCCUGCAAUUUUGAAGACCCAACAGGAACAAGAGCAAACAUGGAAGGUGUCAAUUUGAAAGGAGCAAAUUUGGAAAGCAGCAAUAUGGCUGGUGUUAAUUUGAGAGUAGCUAAUCUAAAAGGGGCUAAUCUUCAAAAUUGUGACCUACGAGCAGCUGUUCUUGCUGGCGCAGAUUUACAGAACUGUGACCUUUCGGGCAGUGAUUUACAAGAGGCGAAUUUGCGUGGAGCUAAUCUCAAAGACGCUUCCCUUGAGUUAAUGCUGACUCCUCUCCAUAUGUCACAGACUGUUCGUUAAUACCAUUUCCCUCUUCAAUGGGAAAUACAUUUAUAUGUCAAGUGAAUAAUAAUCAUUUUGGAAAUGUAUACAUCUUACUUCCUAUUUAUAUUGAUUUGGCUGUGUCAUAUAAUUUAUGAAUUUUUGUGAUAAUAGUCUGUACUUAUAUAAUUGUACUUAUUUAUUGUUGGCUAAAUAUCUAAUUAGAGUUUUUAUAUAUUUUUUGGUGGGGAGGGUAUGGUAUGGAAAGUAUUAUUUUUUGCUGAAUACUGUGAUUAUGGUCUUUUUUUUAAUUAGACUUACUGCUGAUUGGUUUUUAACUAUUCAAUUUAUGUAAACUAUUACGCAUUUGAUUUUGAGACAAAUAAAAUUGAAUUUAUGCUUAAAGUAGAAAAGUAAUGUAAACCAUACAUUAAAAAUGUAUUGAUUCAUUAUUGAUCUGAGAUGUAGACUAUAACUGAUUAUCUUGCAUUUUAAUUCACUGCAAAUAAACACAGACAUUUACUGUUUA